AUGGCGUUUGUACUACGAUUCAUCAAUAACCUACGAUGUAAACGAAGCGGGUUUGUACCACGUGCUGGCGUUCUCUGCCAAGAGGAGCUGAAACGUGCUGAGGAAGAGCUCUGGAAGGUCGCACAAGGUGAUGCCUUUCCGGAAGAAAUUUCCAUUCUUUUGGAAACUCAAGGUUCCCCUGAUGCGCGUCACCGACGCGUUGCAAAAUCCAGUCCGAUCUACAAAAACUGGCCAUUUUUAGACGAGCGGGGAGUACUACGCCUUCGUGGCCGAAUUGGUGCCGCAACAUUCGCACCGGCCGAAGCUAAGUAUCCUGCGAUUCUGCCCAAGCAACACAUUAUCACUCUCCUAAUUACAGACUGGUACCAUCGUCGUUUCCGCCACGCCAAUCGAGAAACCGUCGCGAACGAGAUGAGACAACGGUUUGAAAUCGCCAAGCUGCGCGCCUUGAUUGGAAAGGUUGCGAAAAACUGUAUGAUGUGCCGACUGAAGAAAGCUGCGCCUAGUCCUCCCGCAAUGGCACCGCUUCCUGCGGCGCGUUUGCAACCAUUCGUUCGGCCAUUCAGCUUCGUUGGGGUGGACUAUUUCGGACCGAUAUUGGUCAAAGUUGGGAGGAGUCAAGUGAAGCGGUGGGUGGCUCUGUUCACCUGCCUUACUGUUCGCGCAGUACAUUUGUAG
This is a messenger RNA of Armigeres subalbatus, 678 nucleotides long. RefSeq lists its product as uncharacterized. The transcript has a single exon. Bases 1 to 678 code for a protein of 225 amino acids. The record is from RefSeq and is a predicted model, not a curated record. NCBI's taxonomy places the organism in Eukaryota, Metazoa, Arthropoda, Insecta, Diptera, Culicidae.